GUCGUGACGUCACCAGACACCAACGGUCUGACAGCCAGCCGACGUUGCAGCCAUGGAGGAAGUGAGAGUGUUUCCCCUGACCUGUGCCGUGCAGCAUUAUGCGUGGGGAAAGGUCGGGCUGGACAGCGAGGUGGCCAAACUCGUGGUUGGUGGAGACCCACUGGCUGUUGUUGAGGAUGGCAAGCCCUACGCAGAGCUGUGGAUGGGUGCCCACCCAAAAGGCGAUGCCCAGAUUAAAGACAAUAGGAUCGCACAGACGACUCUGGGCCAGUGGAUCGCCCACUUUCCUGCCUGCCUGGGUUCCAAGGUCAAAGACACCUUCCAGGGACAGCUGCCCUUCCUCUUCAAAGUCCUCUCUGUCAAUACUGCCCUGUCCAUACAGGCCCACCCUAACAGAGAGUUAGCUGCUCGUCUCCAUGCUCAGUUUCCGGAGCACUAUCCAGACAACAACCACAAGCCAGAGAUGGCCAUCGCUCUCACCCGCUUUCAGGGCCUCUGUGGCUUCAGACCAGUGGAGGAGAUCCUGGGGUUCCUUAAAUCUGUCCCAGAGUUCCACGCUUUGGUGGGAAAUGAGGCAGCGGAGGAGCUGCGAUGCAGUGUGGGAGACGCAGCUCAUACGAGCCAGGUGCUGAAGAAGUGCUUCACCAGGAUGAUGAACUGUGAGAAGAAGGUGUUCGUAGAUCAGCUCAACAUGCUGGUCAAGAGAGUCACUGAAGAGGGUGCAGCGGGGAAGGACACAUCAAGCAGCAAUGGUGAUCUGUUGCUCCGUCUCCACUCCCAGUAUCCCGGAGACAUCGGCUGCUUCUCCAUCUACUUCCUCAACCAAAUAGUCCUGGAGCCAGGCCAGGCCAUGUUCCUGGGAGCCAGCGAGCCCCACGCUUACCUUUACGGAGACUGUAUUGAGUGUAUGGCCUGCUCAGACAACACGGUGAGAGCUGGUCUGACUCCAAAAUACAUUGAUGUCAACACGCUGUGCGAGAUGCUGAACUACAGCCCAGCCCCCGCCAGCUCCAAAAUCUUCCCAUGUGUCCAGGACGCUUCAGAUCCUUGUGUGUCCCUGUACGACCCCCCAGUGCCAGACUUCACUGUGAUGAGGAUACAGGUCCCAGCCUCAGUGAAGCAGUACACUGUCGCUCCAGUCGACAGCGCCAGCAUCCUCCUGGUCAUUGAAGGUGACGCCACGGCAACCUCUGCAGCCGCCCUCUCCGAUGUCACACUGAGGCGGGGCACCGUCCUGUUCGUCUCGGCCAACGAGAGCGUCUCCCUGCACAUCACCUCCCAGUCGGGGAUGAGCAUGUUCCGAGCCUGCUGCCUCCUGUAGCUGUGAGUGUGAGGCUGUGUGUGAAAGCUCAUACUACCUGUGUUAGUUUUCCUCUGGUUCGACUCACAAAGGUCGACAUUGCGUUAAGGAUUGAGCCCAAUGAUUGCUGUGCACUUUUGAAGUAGGUAGUACGUUAAAGGAGCUUUCAGACACAGUUUACUGAUGCCUGUCUGUGCCCGCUGCUCCCCCCGACCCAAACUCGACCUGCGGACUGCUCCAGCAGUGCUCUUUAGCUUUAAAAUCCAGCAGUAAUCCACUGCUGCUGGAUUUUAAUUGGUUUUAACUGUCUUUUUUACCUUUAAUGAUGCAAUCACAUCUUAUAAAUCAGAGGAUGUGCACAUCCCAAAUUGAUAAUAGGUGCUGGACAGAAGACACGCCAAGAAUAAAAAGUAAAACAAGUCCACAACACUGACACAUGACAGUGCUCACAUCACUCCAUCCUCAGGUUCCUGAAGAUCGAGGGAUUAAAAUGUUGCAUGAGAAUUUAUUCUUGACCUUGGAGACAGCAGUUGGGAAAACAAUCUUAUAAGGUCCACCAGCUCUGGAGUUUAAAGUCCUUUAAGCCCAACUCAGACCAAAGAUUCGCGACAAGACAAAACCAUUUUAGAAUGUUGCAGAGAAAAGUCACAGCAGUGUGAGCAGGUGCUCCGUCCCUACUGCGCCCUCUGUUUCCACAUACACACACACAAAUUCUCACUGACUGAUGAAUUGAUGUUGGUGGCGUAUUGACUAUGGUUACAGUCCAUCUGAUGCUGGUUUUGUUUCUGUCUUUUGCCAUUUCAUCACCACUACAAAUGCACCUGCAGCCAGUAUCUCACCAUCACUAUCCUCAUUCAUAUUUUAAGAAGCUACAAAUUAUAUUCAGCCACAAAAUAAGCCUGAAAAGCUGGAAAUCAGAAUGGAAGUACAGAGUGUUGUUGCAUAGUGAUGAUACACCGCCUCGUCUAGUUGCAUUGGUGUGAACCGGCAGGUUUUUGGAACAUUGCAGACCAGCACAUUGCAAGUAGUUGCCUGUUUCAACUCAUCUCAUCACAAAUCUUUGGUCUGAACUGGGCUUUAAAUGCUCAGAAGAAUGGAUAUUUUUAAAUCUACAACUCCAUGACAACACGGCAAACACUAUCCCUUGAUUAAGAUCAUGAAAUGCGAUAGAAAUCCUUAUAACAGUUAAUAUAAACCUUUUGGUGAGAUUGAUUUCUUAAAACAAAACAAAAAACACUGAGCAAACUCCAUCUACUGGUGAUUACAGUGUGGUGCAUUUAAAAGCCUGAAAAACCCUAAAUGGACCUCAAGGUAUUGUUAAUGCACAAUUUAUAAUUAUUAUUAUUAUAGUUAUUUCUAAUGGUUGCCCUUUUUAUUCCUAAUACACUUACAGCUGCACGUUUUUAUCCUCCAAUCUGAGAUAAAGAUAUUAUACAUUCAAACAGCACUGAAGCAGGGUGGGGGAUAUGUUUACACUGGUGCAGCCCACCACCAAUCACUGCUCAACUACAGAACCACCUUGUCGAGGACUGAGCAUAUCUGUCAUAUGAGACAGGCAGCAGUUAGCCUUUCCACAGGGUCACUGGUGCAGUUAACUGCUUCAUCAUUCUAGUUCAGCUUAAACAAAGUAAACAUCCACCUCUGGGACAAAAAAUAUUAGUUGAGAGUAUAUAUUGUAAUACUGAGAUGCCUGUGCAUGUUUGAUUUAGAGCAGUUAUACUGGAGAGGGACUUCUAUCUCGACUGUCACGGUGAAGUCAACCCUGGGAAGUAUUACUGCUUUUAACUGUUACCAGCGCAUGUUUACGGUCUGGAAACGUCUUCUCAAGGUAGUGAAAAAUCAGAAAAAUAACAAAAAAAAACAAAACAAAAGGGGCCACUAACUAUUGCCGUCCCAUUAAAGGGAUGAUUUGGAUUUUUGAAUUGGGGUUGUAUGAGGUACUCCUGCCUGCCUCUUCAAAAUGGAGGCGUACCAACCGACAUCUACUGUAGGUAACACACUGACUAUGGAUAAGUUCUUUAUACAAUGCCACUUAAAAAAAUCCGAACUAUCCCUUUAAGCACGACUACAUGGGAAUCAGGAAUGCAUUUUAAUUAAAAAGUUAUAUACGACUGAAAAUGCACUACUGCUGCUUGUUACAUACAAUUUGACCCGAGCCCGUUAACACACCCACAUCUUGUACAGUUGUACAACAAAAUGCUGCAUUUAAUUUUCUAGUAUUAUAGCAACAAACGUGUCUGUAUUUGAGUAUUUGACGCCAAUUUUUUACAGACUUUGCAUGUUUUGUUGUUUGUACUGAUUCAUCAGUACUUGCCAUUACAUGCUAAAGAGGAAUGAUCCCUGAAACCGCACCGCAUCAUAAGGUUUUAACUGUACAUUAAUACAUCAUGAGGUGAGUGGUUUGUCGUCACAGUGAAAUCUCCAUGGUGACCACUUUCCAUCAUGUCGGUACAAUAUCGUAACUAGAUUAUUUCAGUAUGGUGCAAACGUCUGCGUAAUAUUCCAGCUCACACCAGGGUUCGUCAAUAAAUCAUGACGUGGAUUUUCUUGUUGUAACAAUUUUUAUAGGUUAUCUAGAAUUAAAUAUUUGAGAAUGAAUGCUCUCUUUGCCUGCCAACCUACCAGUGAGUAAAUAUUUCUCUCAAUAGUUUGACCUGAAUGAAUGACUGCAAUGAAUCGAGCCAACGCUGGUGAUGCUUUUACCGACGUCAUGACCGUGUUAGUGAUGACAGAUGAUCUCUAAGCUUGUCCCUAUUAUAGAUGCACUAAACCUUUAGUUGUUGGUUGUUGCUAAAUAUUGUUGAGAAGCUGAAGAAUAUUAAGAGACUGAAGGAUGUUGAUAGUUAAAAUCACAGCAUCUUUUUGAUUAAAGAACCAUUACCUCAGAUUCAUCCUUCUGUAUCUCUAUAAUUGUAAAACCUUUUAGUUAUAUUUGUCAACAAACCAUUUUUUCCAUCUUUUCAAACUGUUUUAAUGUAGUUAGCAUGUAGAGGCUGCAGUUUCAAACAACUGAAUUUUGACUUUUGAUUUAACCAUCACACACACCUUUGUUACUGGUCUUGUUUUAUGUCACCUUUUAGUUUUAAUACUGUACAUCCAGGACUUAACACAUAAUUUAACUCCUUCAAAUGCACACAAAUCUGAAGGCCACAAUGUUUCACCUUAAUUGUUUUAUUUAACUAUAGUGAGAACAUUUCCUGGAGUAUUUCUCCAGAUGAGGACGUGGUUUAGCAUUUUUGAAUAUGGUGAUGCUGUAGCCUGGGACUGCAGAGAACAUGUGUAUGUAAAAGUGGUUUAAUAAAGCCUUGUUCCGUUACUACA
Molecule: messenger RNA, 4621 nt
Organism: Epinephelus lanceolatus (giant grouper)
Lineage: Eukaryota; Metazoa; Chordata; Actinopteri; Perciformes; Serranidae
Gene: mpi
Product: mannose phosphate isomerase
Biological process (GO): carbohydrate metabolic process; GDP-mannose biosynthetic process
Cellular component (GO): cytosol
Molecular function (GO): mannose-6-phosphate isomerase activity; zinc ion binding
Source: RefSeq, a predicted model, not a curated record